Molecule: messenger RNA, 2528 nt
Organism: Manihot esculenta (cassava)
Lineage: Eukaryota; Viridiplantae; Streptophyta; Magnoliopsida; Malpighiales; Euphorbiaceae
Product: GTPase Der
Exons: 10
Coding region: 273-2258 (661 amino acids)
Molecular function (GO): GTP binding
Source: RefSeq, a predicted model, not a curated record
CUUCCCCUAACUGUAAUACGCGCUUCAUUCUCUUUUCAUCUGAUUCUCUCGCGACCUCACCCACCAGGUGCAAGCCAUAGCCAUCGCCGUCCAAGUACUGGCUCUCCCAUCUGAUGCUCUCAUCCUUUUAGGCUACCGUUCCUGUUGAUGACGAGCACCACUAUCUCUGAGCUCCUGAGUUGAGCAUGUAGCAGUUCAAAAAAUUGCUUACUGCAUAAGCUGUCCUUUGUGAUUGGAAAGAGUUUUCUGGGUGGUGGUUGUACUUCUGCAACAUGUUUCAUUUGUGGGUUCGAUCCCUUUCAGCCCAAAAGAGGCAUUCCUGUGCAGGAAUAAUAUGCAAAAGCAACACUGGCUGCUUGCUAUUGAAGACAUUGAGCAACUUUAUCCCACCGUUCCACAGGGAGCGUGACCCUUUAAAUUCAUUAAAUUUGCCUGCUCAGUUCAACACUCCCUUAAGAUCGGUACUGAAUAAUGCUAGUGUUAUAAAAGAAAAUAGAAUCUUCCCACCAGGGAGGAACUUUUGUCAGUUAAUUGCCAGAUGGAAGCUUCCUUUGGCAUUUUGUUCAGUAGCUCGAAAUGAAAUGUCAGAGUUGGAUUCUGUUUGGGAUGAUGGUGUAGUCUGUAGUGAUUUGACGCAGACUGGUAUAGAUUCUGGUGAUAGUAUUACGAAGAAAAAGGCUGUGCAUGGAAAACCAAUUGAUAUUACCAAAGUUGACAUUAAUUUGCUUCCAACUGUCAUUAUUGUUGGGCGUCCAAAUGUGGGAAAAUCAGCUCUCUUCAAUCGGUUGAUUAGAAGGAGGGAGGCUCUUGUGUACAACACACCAGAUGAUCAUGUUACUCGAGACAUAAGAGAAGGAAUUGCCAAAUUGGGUGAUUUGAGGUUUCGAGUUUUGGACUCAGCUGGCCUAGAAACAGAAGCAACUUCAGGGUCUAUCCUUCAGAGAACAACGAACAUGACUGCAAAUGUGCUAGCAAAGACUCACUUUGUAGUACUCUUGAUAGAUGCAAGAGCUGGCCUGCACCCUUUGGAUUUGGAGGUUGGAAAGUGGUUGCGCAAAAAUGCUCCAGGAAUCAUUCCUAUAGUAGCAAUGAAUAAAUCUGAAUCAUUUUGUGAUGGUACUGGCUCUAUUACUGAUGCUGCUGAUGAAGCGCGUGCUUUAGGAUUUGGAAAUCCUAUUGCCAUAUCUGCAGAGACUGGGCUGGGUAUGACAGAACUUUAUGAUGCACUUCAGCCUUUGCUUAAGGAUUAUAUGGUCAAAGUCCUGAACAGUAAUUGUAAUCAACAAAAUAGCAAUUGUGCCAACCUUGACGACAACCAAGGUGAGGUUGAGGAGUUGUCCAAGCUGCCACUGCAGUUAGCUAUUGUAGGGAAGCCAAAUGUUGGAAAGUCAACCUUGCUGAAUACUUUGUUACAAGAAGACCGUGUGCUGGUGGGUCCAGAGGUUGGUUUGACUAGAGAUUCUAUUAGAGCUCAUUUCCAUUUUCAAGGGAGAACAAUAUAUUUGGUUGACACUGCAGGUUGGUUGCACAGGACAGGUCGAGAUAAAGGACCAUCGUCAUUGAGCAUAGUGCAAUCAAGAAAGAAUCUAAUGAGGGCCCAUGUGGUCGCUUUGGUACUUGAUGCAGAAGAGAUUGCAAAAGCUAGACGAAGUAUGACUCAUGCUGAAGUAGUUAUAGCAAGAAGGGCUGUGGAAGAAGGGCGUGGAUUGGUUGUUAUUGUAAACAAGAUGGAUCUUCUAAGAGGGAAACAAAAUUCCAAGUUAUAUCAGAAGGUCAUGGAAGCUGUUCCUUUAGAAGUUCAGACAGUCAUACCGCAGGUUUCAGGAAUACCGGUUGUAUUUAUUUCAGCAUUAGAGGGAAGAGGCAGGAUAGCUGUCAUGCGUCAGGUCAUCGAUACAUACGAAAAAUGGUGCUUAAGAUUAUCCACAGCUCGGCUGAACCGAUGGUUGCGUAAGGUUAUGAGCAGACAUUCUUGGAAAGACCAGGCUGCACAACCCAAGAUCAAGUACUUCACCCAGGUGAAGGCCCGUCCGCCAACUUUUGUUGCCUUCACAAGUGGGAAGACGCGACUUUCAGACACUGAUCUUCGGUUCUUAACAAAGUCAUUGAAGGAGGACUUUGACUUGGGUGGAAUUCCCAUCCGGAUCAUGCAGCGGUCUAUUCCUAGAACAACUGGGGGAAGUAGCAGCAAGAGCAAUCAAUUUGCAUGCAGGAUGGAGGAAAGAAUCUUUUCCGACAAGAGAACAACUGUUGCAUAACAGUCAUUUUAGCUUCUGUGUUCAUUUAGUCCUUGAAGGAAAAAGGUUGGUCGGAUAAUGAGUGAGAAUCCUGUGGUGGUUAUAGCUGUAAAUUAAGGAAUACAUGUAAGUUAGGCUUGCAUUAGAAGCAAUGCAAAUUUUGUAGGAUAUGGAAAUUAGUUGCAUUUAUUUAUUUUUCGGUUAAAGAAAAUUUAUAAUUUUUGGAUAGUGAUGUGAAAUUAAUUUCUAACAAACUCAAAUGGUCAUGAAGGAUUCAUAUAUUUUAACUUC